This is a messenger RNA of Pecten maximus, 4116 nucleotides long. RefSeq lists its product as uncharacterized. The record is from RefSeq and is a predicted model, not a curated record. The transcript is spliced from 6 exons. NCBI's taxonomy places the organism in Eukaryota, Metazoa, Mollusca, Bivalvia, Pectinida, Pectinidae. Bases 297 to 1601 code for a protein of 434 amino acids.
CCCAUCAUUUCCCGCGCUUUCGCGAAGAUGUCAGUUGUAGUAUCCGGUUUGAAGUGUGAGCUUAAGCGGAUGCUCGAAACCUCAUUGCGAUGAAAAGAGACGGAUUUCCAAUAAUUUUAUAAAAAAAAUACGUGAAACUAUUUAAACCGCAUAGUUGUUGUAAGCUUACGACCCUCGGUGGCCCGGAGUAUAAAUACAUCUCAGAUUGAGGCAUCUUAAUGGAUAGGUGAUGUGAACGUGCCUCUCACACGACGGAUAGACGUCUUUAUUACAUCGAUACACAGUCAUCCACUGCCAUGGAACUCAUGAUUUGUUUACUACUCGGAUUAAUCACUUCCGCUGGCGCAGUCUCCCCUCGAGAAAUGGAGGAACCCGGAGGGAUGCAAGUUGAUUCUCACGACUGGACUAAAGGUCACCAUACACUAGGGGAGAGGAACUCUAUUCCAAGAGGUUGUAGUGGAAAGCCAGCAGACAUAUUCAUGAUAUUCGACACAUCAGGGGAGAUAACUCCAAGGCAAUUAGCGAAACAGAAGAAAUAUGCCAUUGACUUAUUACGAGUAUUUAAUUUAGGUGACAAAGACACUCGCAUCAGUGUUGUGACGUAUAUUGAUGACGUCAUGAAUAUUUCAUCAUUUGACGAUGGCUCAUCCAUUCAGAACGUCUCGUCCACUAUCAUGAAUGACAUUCCACAAGACCCCGCAGGUCCUUGUAAAAUCGACAAAAUGUUGAAGUUCAUUGCAACUGACGGGUUCUCAGAUUCAAACGUCAGGCGUGAGGUUGCUCACAUCGCCAUGUUAUUUGUGGGCAACACAAUAACUAAUAAAAAGCAAGCAAAGCGGCAAGCAAACGAAGCGAGGGGUAAGGGAAUCUACCUUUACACACUAGGCCAGCCAUCGUCCAACAGAAAGCAGCUCUCUUUAGUCUCUUCCCGCCCUGCUAGGACAUUCGUAUUUACUGACGGAGAUGACAACAUUGUCCAGUCCCUGACACAUCUGCUGACGAUACAUCUGUGCGAAUUCCAGAUCGAGCAGCCAGCCAACCUCCGCAGACUAACCCAAUGUCACGUCAACAGACCGGUGGAUUUGAUAUUUUCGGUGGACGAAAUCAACAUUGGAGGUAGAAAUGCCCAGAAAAUAUUUCAUUUGAUAGAAUUCUUGAUGUCAAAUAUAAACAAUCCAAGCAAUGGACUGAGAGUUGGCCUUGUAAACAGUAAAAUAAACUACAAAAACGUUGGAAGAGGACUCAGUUCAGUGGAAGAAUUCAACAACAAAAUCAGCAGUGUUGCUGUUUCCGAUCAUGGUGACGUCAUCAAGCGGGCACGGCGCAUGCUCAGACGGGGUCGACUACAUGUUCAAAAGACAAUUAUACAUUUUGUUGACAGCAAUGUUGAUAUUACGAAGCAUGCACUAUUCGAAGCAAGGAAAAAUAAGAAAGUAAAACUUGAAACAUUCGUUAUUGCUACUGGACAAGGGUUAGACCAGAGUACACUGGAAAAGAUAGCCAGUCAGCAUAGCUCCCAACAUGUGUUUCGUGUACACGACUACCACAUGAUGGCCUCCGAGGGACCAAAGAUAUUAAGUACAAUAUGCGCGUCAUGGUAACAUGGAAAGAUUGAACUGUCCAUCUUGCAAGCUCGUAAGACUUAAGUGCUGUGGUUUAACGCUGUUACGUAAGCUUCCAUAAUAAGAUUGACGCGGUUACAUCAAUUAUCAAUUGGUGGUGUAUCUUUCAAAACAGUCGACCUUAACCCUGCAUUACCAGAUUGAAAAAAAUAUGGGGUUAGUGACAUCCUUUUCAAUAUCUUAAUGUGUGUUUUAGGACCAAUUUGAUUUCCUUUCCUAUUCUUGUUUCCUCUUGGUUGGUUCUUAGUAUUGCUGACGAGUCCUAAAUGGAUGUAUAACAAUAUUAUAAUGUUUGUUGGUUUAUACUGUAUCAUACAAUUAAUUUAUAUGAAGAGGUAAACAAAUGUACAAUUAACGUGUGUGUCUUUGUAAUGAAUCCACGCAAUAUCAAUUUGAUUUUGGCAACGUUGAUAAAAAAAACCCCAUCUAUGUAUAUACAAUUAAUAUUAUAUUCAAUUCAAGCUUCCCCUUGACUAUGCGUUGUUAUGACGCUGUACGCAUGCCUCGGAGUUCUCAGUAACCUUCACCUCGCUUCCAUUAGGUUUAACCUAAAGGUCAAUAAAGCUGUGUGUACAUGGUUUAAUGACCUGUGUUUAUAGGGUCUUCAGUAUCGGGAAUGUUAUAUAUUUAUAUUCUGUGUGUUAUGACAGAUAUUGUGUAAAGAUAAUUGCUUUGGUUUGGUUCGGUUUGUUAAACGUCCAAUUAACAGCCAUGGUUAUUUAAGGACGUGCCAGGUUUGGGAGGUGGAGGAAAGCCGGAGUACCCUACGGUCAGUACCUAGCAACUGCCCCACGUAGGUUUCGAACCCGCAACCCAGAGUAAUAAAGUGUCGGGACACCUUAACCACUAGGCCACCGCGGUAAAGAUAAUUGCGGCAGUAUUAGUGAUGUGACUAACUUUAUAUAGAAAUUGAUACUUAAAACUAUAAUGUAGGCGAACUUUACAGUUUACGAAGGGCGAGAUAGAGGAAAUGUUGUUCAUCGAAUCUGUGCUCUUCAUAGGUUUACUGGGUUUGAAGACAGAGUUGAAUCCUCUUUAGAGUACAAGUGGUAUGCCAACAAUUCUAAAGAAGUUUUAAUAUACAAAAACAUACUGAUGCAUUGUUUUAAGUGUUCUUACAAUAUUUAAUAAUGUGCUAUGCGGUUUAUAUGUGCGCUGUUCAUAUUUGAUGAUGUUGAACAAACAAUGAAAUAAAGUCUUCUAUAAACUUGACAUGGUGCUCAUAUUUACCACAUGUAUCAUGCAAACCUAGCUUAUUUUCAGUUGGAAAUGAUGUAAUUUGGAAAUACUUAAAUUGAAAUUAAUAGAUUAAAGUAUCCUGUCCAUUUACAAUUUAAACGUGUAUUACGUUGGAAACUAUGGUUAUGCUUAAAUCUGUCUAAUGGGCUUCGUCAAGUCGCAUUCCCCUUAUAUAACGUGAAGCAUGAAAUGGGUUUAUUGAGCGUAGUCAAGACAACAAUUACCAUAUGAUUACAUAUGCUUGGCUGUCAAUCUGUGUCAGUCAAAGUCAAUAUAAAUGCCAUCCAUAAACAGACCAAUAGCUACAUUCGCUUACCAUACAUUUCCUCUGUAUAAUGCAAAUGUAAAAAAUAACGUUUAUUCUGACAGAUAUACGUUAUCGGCAGCCUUAUCUGUUGGUCGGAAAAGCUAUCGUGCCUGGUGUUCUAGUACUGUAUCAAUCGGUAUAAUUAUGAUGCCUUAACGGUCAUGCGAGCAAAGGCAUUUACGCUCUGACAAAUGUCACUUCUGUUUAUGUAAGGGAAAUGUCAAGCAAAUAUACAUUCACAUCUCGCUCCCAUUUAACACGUUAAACUCUGACUGCGUUUAAAUUAACGUUUUUGAACCAAUAAAACGAGGCUCUACGUACUCUUUAUGGAGUGCUGUCGCGCACUUUGAAUUAUGUUAGUUACCAACUGCGUUCGCAUUACCGUAUUUUGAUGAAAAAAGUCCUUAAAUGAAUAAAAUUAUUUUGUAUUUGUUAUGACUUUAUAUUAUUGUGGCUUAAGAAAGGGCAUUAUGUACCUAAAUUUAUUUAUCCUCGUUAUAUAAUGUACACGAGUGUUUAUGUAUGAUACGUAACUUAUUUCAUAAUACCGACAAUGAGGACACAAUUAUUUGUCAUAAACAAGACAGAAAAAUGAACGAAAUAUCAACCAAUGUUAAGAAAAAUAUCUUAUCAACACAAAUAAAUGAUCAACAAAAAUAAAUGACAAAGUAAUGGGCGUCCUUAAGGGAUCGCUUGUAAGGCAAAAAGAAACACAAAAUGUAUAGCAUUUCUUCCGGAUACGAUUAAUGAGUUAUAGACUUUGAAUUAAAACGAUAAAUAAUGCUCAAUCUAUAGUAGGGUGGUAAUAGUUUUAAGUAUGUAGCCUCUGGUAUUGUAUGAAUUAUACCACGGCCCAUUCUCCUGUUCCAUUGUUCAUAAUUAAUCUUUUUUUUUGGAGAUGUAACUUCAUGAAAUGUCAUUUAAAAAUAAUAAAACAUCUGAAAUAUA